GCGGCGUCAAGAUUAACCAGGAAGUCCCGUCUCCAAGUAGUGCCACCGUAGCCCUUAGUGCCCUUCCCUUUUGGGCAUGCGCAUUUCUGUCCAUUGAGUCGCUGCUCUUCUGCUAGCCGCGCUGGCUGCUGUUUAGGUCUACUGUGGUUAGCGGAGUUCUGGCGAGUGGGAUGCGCUUUCCGCUACGAGGAGGGCUGUCGCCGCCGUUAAGGCCCCCGAUCCCGUCAUGGAGGUGGAAGAGGCCUUCCCUCUGGUUGGCCAGAUGGGGCCUUUUCAGGUCUGGCUUUGCAUCUUGCUCGCCGCGCUGCUCCAGCUCUAUGUAGCCAGCGAAGCAGUCCUCAUUGCCCUAGUGGGGGCAACACCUCCUUAUCAGUGGGACCUUGAAGGGAUCUCAGCUAACAAAAGCCGUAGUAACCAGUCAACUAGCGAAGAAAGAGCUUUUGGAAAGUGGCUCCUGACAGCCAACGGGAGUGAAGUUCGUAAACACAUACACUUUAGCAGCAACUUUACAUCAAUAGCCUCUGAGUGGUUUUUAAUUGGCAACUCAUCAUACAAGAUCAGUGCUGCCAGUUCAUUUUUCUUCAGUGGUGUGUUUGUGGGAGUGAUUACUUUUGGACAACUCUCGGAUCGUUUUGGACGGAAGAAAGUCUACCUUGUAGGUUUUGCCCUUGACGUUGUGUUUGCUGUUGCUAAUGGAUUCUCCCCUUCAUACGAGUUCUUUGCAGUCUCUCGCUUCUUGGUGGGAGUAAUGAAUGGUGGGAUGUCAUUAGUGGCUUUUGUCCUGCUGAAUGAAUGUGUGGGCACUGCUUAUUGGGCUUUGGCAGGAUCAAUUGGUGGCCUCUUCUUUGCUGUGGGAAUUGCCCAGUAUGCUUUGUUAGGAUAUCUCAUUCGCUCCUGGAGAAUGCUAGCAGUUGUGGUUAACCUGGAGGGAACAGUAGUCUUCCUCCUGUCUCUAUUCAUUCCUGAAUCGCCUCGUUGGUUGUAUUCACAAGGACGGCUGAGUGAAGCUGAAGAUUCCCUCUACCUCAUUGCAAAGAGGAACCGUAAACCAAAGUGCACCUUUUCGCUUAAACUCCCUGCUGACAGAAGUUAUAAGGAGGCUGGUAGCAUUCUGGACCUGUUCCGAUACAAGAUCCUUUUGGGACGUACUAUGAUCAUGAUGUUCAUUUGGUUUGUAUGCAGCUUGGUUUAUUAUGGUCUUACUCUAAAUGUGGGUGACCUGGGUGGCAGCGUCUAUGCUAACCUGGCUCUUUCUGGGCUGAUUGAGAUUCCAGCAUACCCUCUCUGUAUCUACUUGAUUAACCAAAAAUGGUUUGGCCGUAAACGGACGCUUGCAGCAUUUCUCUUUCUAGGGGGACUGGCCUCUCUUGUUGUCAUGUUUCUUCCAGAAAAGAAAGCUACCGGAGUAUUUGCAGUUGUGAACAACCGCUCAUUGUCUUUACUGGGGAAAUUGACUAUCAGUUCAGCAUUUAAUAUUGUGUAUAUCUACACAUCAGAACUUUAUCCUACAGUGAUCAGGAAUGUUGGAAUGGGAGCCUGCUCCAUGUUCUCCCGAGUUGGUGGGAUCAUUGCGCCUUUUGUUCCAGCUUUGAAAUCUGUGCAAGGAUCUCUGCCAUAUAUUGUGUUUGGAGUGUCAGGCUUGUUGUCUGGCCUUCUGAGUCUACUAUUACCAGAAACACUAAAUAGCCCAUUGCUGGAGACAAUAUCUGAUCUACAGGUUUGCUCAUAUAGGAAGCUGGGAGAUGAAGCUGUGUCGCUGCAAGCACUGGAAAGCUCACGGUCUGACCAAGAUAGUUCAGCUGGGAGUGGAAGUGAAGAUGAAGAGUUCUACGAUGCUGAUGAAGAGACUCAAAUGAUUAAGUGACAGAUAAAACACGUGUGUGACAUGCUUUGUCCUUUUUGAAUGAUCCAGUUGGUUUUAUCUAUGAGCUUUAAAGCUCAGAGCGAUCAGGGGGCAUAAGAAACAUACUAUUGUGUCUGCUUUUAGGACACUAUUGAGAGUUGUUGCAAUAGGAUGACGGCUUGUCAUUGACAGCUCUGGCAGAUAAAGACUGUUCUGAUUUACCAGCAAGUAAAGAAUUUGCAGGAUACACAUCAUCUGACAGUAGCUGUGAAUCCUAAAAGUGACCCCAAUGUUUAGCCAGAUCUAUUCUGUAUGUAUUACAGUUUUUUCCUUCAAGUCUGACUUUUAUUUAUUCAUUGGGAGUGGGCUGUUUGUUAAGCUUGGGUUUUACUUUAUCCUGGUGAAACUUGACUGUGGAGAGGCAUUAUUAACCAUUCAGUAGAAGCCAGUGUGAAAUACUGCAAGAUGUGACAUUUUUGCUGGGAACUUAAUUCCUGCUGGUUCUGUAUUAUAUGGGAUUUUGAUCUUGAGGUGAUGCAGAAAGUGAUCAGGCAUGAUGUUAUAUGAAUGUGGAUGCAGGAUAUUACACAAUAAAGGCAAAAGACCUAAAACCCUCACACACAACCCUUAAUUGCUGUUGCAUAGGUUCCUAGCAUGCAAUGGGGCGUUGCUGCUAAGGCUUUGGCUCUCUAGACAGGGCACUCUUUCCUCCUUCCAGAGUGAGAACAAGAGUGAGCCUGCCUUCCCAAGAUUUUAUUUUCUUCUGUCCCUGUUCUAGAAGUUAUCAUGAAAUGCAGGCUGGGAGGCAGAGCACUCCCCUCAGGAGAAGGGGGUCUUCGCUUCAUCUGGGGGCAUUAACUUUCUCUCACAGGAGAGUAAAGCACAUCUUUAUCUAGGGGAUGAGAUCAAAGGGAAAACUAUGCAGCUGCAGGAUUGUUUACAUCUAAGGCAAUGCCUGCCUGACACUAGCUAUGCAAAGUGCAGAAAGCAACUAAGCUAGGUGCAGAAGCCCAACUCUAUCAUGGCCACAAUAAAAUAUAAAGAUAGCUAGAACACUAUCUCGGUCAUUGUGCAAGUUCACACUUAACUCCUUGCCAGUCUUUCGAUCAAUCUCAAUACACUUGGUUGUCACCACCAUUUGACUCCAUUCCUUAGACUCCCUUCCUGCAAAAGUUAGUUCAGGCCUUAUAUAGAUCUGCCUUAUAUCUUCUGCUGUGAAGACAGAUGAAAAGAAUUCAUCCAGUGUCUCUGUAAUCUCUUUAUCCUCUUUUAGAAACAUUGACUCCUUUGUCAUCCAAGGGUUCAAACUGCCUCCCUAGAUGGUCUCCUGCUACUAAUGUAUUUAAAGAAUUUUUGUUGGUGGUUUUUAUGUUUUUAGCACUGUGUUUCUCAGAUUCUUUUUAAGCAUUCCUUAUUGUCUGCUUGCAUUUCAUUUGCCAGAGUUUGUGUUCCUUUUUGGUCUCCUCAUUUGGACAAGAUUUCCAUUUUUUGAAGAAAGCUUCCUUGGCUGCUAAUAGUGUCUUUGACUCCGCUAGUUAACCAUGCUGGCAUUCUCUUGGCCCUAGUGGUAUCUUUCCUGAUCUGCGGUAUACACUCCAGUUGAGCUACUAAUAAUUUGUUUUUAAACAACUCCCAAGCAUUUUGGAGGGAUUUGACCAUUGCCUUUCCACUUCCUUUUUACUAAUCCUCUCAUUUUUGGGAAGUUUCUUCUUCUGAAGUCAAAUGUGACCAUGUUGGAUUUUCUUGGCAAUUCACCAUUUACACGUAUGCUUAAUUUAAUAGCAUUAUGGUCACUGCUCCAAAUUGGUUCGACAGCACUUGCAUCUUGCACCAGGUCCUGGGGGCACUUAAGAUUAAGGCCAGGGUCUCCAUCCUUCUGGUUAGUUCCACAUCCAACUGUUCUAGGAUAUCUAGAAAUUUUACAUCUUUUUUGCGGCUGGAACGCAUAUGUAGCCAGCCUAUGUGAGGGUGGCUGAAGUCACUCAUUACUACAUUUCCUCUUUUAGAUACUUCCUUGAUUUCCUUCAUCAUCUCAAGAUCUCCCUGAGCAUUUUGAUCAGUGGGGUGAUAGCAUGCCCCCAGUACUAAAUUACUCUUGGGGCUCAGCAUCAACCACCAUAUCCCUUCUGUGGAGGAGUCUGCCUUUUGGGAUUUCUAGCUAGCUGGACUCAAUGCCCCAUUAGGCAUACAGAGGGACACCACCUCCAGUGCAUCCUUUCCUGUUCUUCCUAUACAGUUUAUAUCCAGAAAUAAUCAUCUUCCACCCAAAGUUUGACCAUUACUAAUUACUACAGGGGUUCUCCAACAACUGUAAGGUCGUAUAUUCUGCUGUGUGUGCUAUUUUAGUUGUUCAUCCUUGUCCUAUGAAUAAAGCUGUCAACUAGCA
Rhineura floridana is the source of this 4229-nucleotide messenger RNA. It is a transcript of the gene SLC22A15, whose product is annotated as solute carrier family 22 member 15. The coding region runs from base 227 to 1864 and encodes 545 amino acids. The transcript has 12 exons. The record is from RefSeq and is a predicted model, not a curated record. Gene Ontology annotation, biological process: transmembrane transport. Gene Ontology annotation, molecular function: transmembrane transporter activity. NCBI's taxonomy places the organism in Eukaryota, Metazoa, Chordata, Lepidosauria, Squamata, Rhineuridae. Gene Ontology annotation, cellular component: membrane.